Messenger RNA from Spirometra erinaceieuropaei, 3071 nucleotides. The record is from the annotation of a GenBank genome assembly. NCBI's taxonomy places the organism in Eukaryota, Metazoa, Platyhelminthes, Cestoda, Diphyllobothriidea, Diphyllobothriidae.
AUGGCUCCCCCGAAGCUAUGUUUCGCCUAUCAACCACACCCCGGUAACCGCCUCGGCCGGUGGGCUAAACCAGGCGAGGGCAUCCGUCUGUGUUUCAUCGCACACGGUAAUCUCGGUUCCGCUGGCGGGAUGGAUCACCUCAUCGGCAUCUCCGAGAUGACGCUCCGUCUUGAACACCGUAGAAGGCCACAAAGUAGGUGAACCCCCAGGUAAGCGAACAUUGCUCUGCUGCCUUUGCUUUCGCUUGUUCUUGUCUGCUAGAUCUAUGUCUGCUUGUUUGUGUUUGUCCUUGUUGAGAGCUAAAUACCGUUCUGCUGAAUUUUCUGUGUUGCUAUUCUUGCCUGCUUGCCUUUGGCCUGCUUGUUUGCGUCUGUCCUUACUGUAAACUAGAUGGCGUUCUGUUGAAUUUGUCUACAUACGUUUAUAUUUAAGCAACCAGGUAGCAUACAGAGGGUGGGAAAGCUCUGCUUCCCGUCUCUCUACUCUUCUCCCGUCCCCUCCCCCUGUAAGCCCAACAGCGUGUUCGUAGGCGGGUCCAGGCUAACUUGGACCGUCCUCCCAUUAAACAAAAGUCGUAGCUCAUAGUGGAGUACGACAGCCGUUUGGGACAACUGAGCAGCCCUAUUUAGGGAGAGCACUGCUCACCCCUGCGAACGGGAAGGGACUAGAAAAGGUGCACUAAACAAAUGCUGGAGACCCACGCCGUCUGCAGACUGACCACGGCCUCAGACGCUAAACUCACAGUCGAAACAACCAAAUAAGAAACAAGACUAUCUCUUUCCCUCCUUCUCCCCUCCGCUCCACUUGCCAGACUGGUAGGGUGAGUUUACUCACUCUGGAAGUCUGGAAUUUUCGUUCCGUUUCAGACAAUCUGAGGAACAAUCGACCGGAACAGAGGACAACGAAAGUGGCUCAGGAACUGGCGCGUUACAAGGUGGACAUCACAGCACUCAGUGAGAGCCGGCUCUCCGAACAAAGCAAACUGGAAGAGGUGGAUGCCGGCUGCGCCUUCUUCUGGAGCGGUCGCCCCAGGGCACAGCGAAGGGAUGCGAACGUCGCCUUUGCCAUCCGGAACGCCAUCGUGGGACGGCUGCCCUGUCUGCCGCAGGGCAUCAAAGAUCGUCUGAUGAGCCUCCGCCUGCCUCUCCGCGGAGGCAAAUUCGCCGCAAUCAUCAGUGUCUACGCCACCCUGAUGACCAGUCCUGAUUCUGCAAGGGCCAAGUUCUACGAGGACCUGCACGCAUUCCUGGUGUCUGUGUCGAAGGCGGAUAAGUUGAUUUUCCUUGGUGACUUCAACGCCCGCGUCGGCAUAGAUCAUGCUGCCUGGAGAGGAGUGCUAGGUCCCUAUAGUCUUGACGACUCCAACGACAAUUACCUGCUCCUCCUACGAACCUGCGCCGAACACCGACUCAUCCUGACCAACACUUACUUCGGUCUUCCGAUGCGAGAAGAGGCCACCCGGAUGCACCCUCGGUCGCGAUGUUGGCACCCGAUGGACUAUGUCCUCGUCCGGAGGUAAGACCGGCAGGACAUGCUGGUGACAAAGGCGAUUCUGGGUGCAGACGGGUGGACCGACCAUCGUCUCGUCAUUUACAAGAUGCGGAUUCGACUACAACCUCGUAGGGGAUCUCAGGGCAGCGACCCCCAGGUAAUCUGAGUAUUAUUUUGGUGUCUUUGUUUGCUCACCUUCUCCGUUUCCUCAACGAGAUAGCUCAACGUUUAGCCAACCUUCCAGUCGCUGCUGCCGCCGCCGCUGACGUAGCCGUCUCCGUGGUAACCCGAUGGUAUCAACUGCGGGACACAGUCCAGUAGACGGUUCUGGCUGUCCAUGGUCGCGCAUGCCGCCAACACCAGGACAGGUUUGCUGACAGCGACGCCGCCAUAAGCGACCUGCUCGCCGAGCGGAACCGCCCACACAAAGUCUACGUCGACCGCAACACCGACGACAACAAAACAGCCUUCUACCGUAGCCACCACCCUGUGCAACAGCGGCUGCGCGAGAUGCAGGACGCCUGGACGAUCCAAAAGACCGAGGAGAUCCAAGGAUACGCGGACCGCAGCGAAUGAAAGAACUUCUUCUCUGCGAUCUAAGUCGUCUACCGUCCGCCAACCAAAGAUACUGGACCUUUUCUCAGCGCCAACGGCAGUGCCUUACUUAGUGAGACGAUACAAAUUCUACAGCGAUGGGUCGAACACUUCAGAGGGGUCCUCAACCGCUCCUCCACCAUCUCCGACGACACCCUUGCCCAUCUGCUUCAAGUGGAGACCAACGUCAAACUCCACCUCCCGCCCCCUCCCCACAAAACUAUCAGGGCCGUGCAGCAGCUCUCCAGCGGGAAAGCGCCCGGAUCGGAGGUGAGCCCUGUUGAGAUCUACAGGCACGGUGGCCCCUAACUCAUGGAUCAUGUGGCGUCAAGGAGAAGUUCCGGGAUUUCAAGGGCGCCAAAAUCCUCCACCUACACAAGCGGAAAGGUAACCGCCAGCCCUGCGACAACCACCGAGGCAAACCCCUGCAGAACAUCGCCGGGAAAAUAUUUGCUCGCAUUCUUCUAAACCACUCGAACAACCAUCUAGAGCAAGGUCUCCUGUCGGAAAGCCAGUGCGACUUCCACCGUUAUCGUGGAACCACGAACAUGAUUUUCGUCGCACGCCAACUGCAGAAGUACCAGGAGAUGUGGACCCACCUGUACUCUACCUUCGUUGAUCUGACGAAAGACUUUGAUACGGUGAGUCGCGAAGGACUGUGGAGAAUCAUGCAGAAAUUCGGCCGUCCCGAAUGAUUCAAUCAGAUGGUGCGUCAGCUCUACGACGGCAUGAAGACGCGAGUCACGGACAAUGGAGCUGUCUCAGAGGUUAUCACAGUGACCAACGGAGUGGAGCGUGGCUGCGUCCUCGCGGCUACUCUCUUUAGUCUCAUGUUUACUGCCAUGCUGAUGGACGCCUUCCUCGACGAACGCCCCGGGAUCCGCAUCGUCUAUAGGACUAACGGGUCAACUGCUCAACCACCGGAAGAUACAUUUUCAAUCGAAUGUAUCCACAACCACCGUCCACGAACUUCUGUUCGCCGAUGA